AUGAGCUCCAUGAGCUUGCGGAGCCUAGCUCCCGCUUCCAAGAUUUCCCGUGCUUUGAGGGAUCAGAGACGUCUGUUCUCCUCUUCGCGGCCCGCUGCCCGGAUCUUCGCCAACAACCCUUUGCGCGCCAAGGAGAACACUGGCUAUAUCUCCGAGAAAUACCCCGUCAUUGACCACGAGUAUGAUGCCGUCGUCGUCGGGGCUGGUGGUGCCGGUCUGCGUGCCGCUUUCGGUUUGGCCGAGGCUGGCUUCAACACUGCCUGUGUCUCCAAGCUUUUCCCCACGAGAAGUCACACUGUUGCCGCUCAGGGUGGUAUCAACGCUGCUCUUGGAAACAUGCACAAGGAUGACUGGAGAUGGCACAUGUACGACACCGUGAAGGGUUCCGACUGGCUGGGUGACCAGGAUGCCAUCCACUACAUGACCCGUGAAGCCCCCGCUAGUGUUCGUGAGCUCGAAGGCUACGGAUGCCCCUUCUCCCGUACCGAGGACGGUCUUAUCUACCAGCGUGCGUUCGGUGGUCAAUCCCGGGAAUUCGGAAAGGGUGGCCAGGCCUAUCGUUGCUGCGCCGUCGCUGAUCGUACCGGUCACGCCCUUCUUCACACCCUCUACGGACAGUCUCUGAGCCACAACACCAACUACUUCAUCGAGUACUUCGCCCUGGACCUGCUGAUGGAGGACGGCGAGUGCCGCGGUAUCAUUGCUUACAACCAGGAGGACGGUACCCUGCACCGUUUCAAGGCCCACCACACCGUCCUGGCCACCGGUGGUUACGGACGUGCCUACUUCUCUUGCACUUCGGCCCACACCUGUACCGGUGACGGUAUGGCCAUGGUCGCCCGUGCCGGUCUUCCCAACCAGGAUCUCGAGUUCGUUCAGUUCCACCCCACUGGUAUCUACGGUGCCGGUUGUCUGAUCACCGAGGGUGCCCGUGGUGAGGGUGGUUACCUGCUCAACUCCGAGGGUGAGCGUUUCAUGGAGCGUUACGCGCCCACCGCCAAGGAUCUGGCUUCCCGUGACGUCGUCUCCCGAUCCAUGACCCUGGAAAUCCGUGAGGGCCGUGGUGUUGGCCCCGAGAAGGACCACAUCUACCUGCAGCUGAGCCACUUGCCCCCUGAGCUUCUGCACGAGCGUCUGCCCGGUAUCUCCGAGACCGCCUCCAUUUUCUCCGGUGUCGACGUUACCAAGCAGCCCAUCCCCGUCCUGCCCACCGUUCACUACAACAUGGGUGGUAUCCCCACCAAGUUCACCGGUGAGGUCUUGACCGUUGAUGAGCAGGGCAAGGACAAGGUGGUCCCCGGUCUGUAUGCCUGCGGUGAGGCCGCCUGUGUCUCCGUCCACGGCGCCAACCGUCUGGGUGCCAACUCCCUACUGGAUCUGGUCGUCUUCGGUCGUGCCGUUUCCCACCGUGUCCGCGACAUCGCCACCCCUGGUGCUCCUCACCGCGAGCUGAGCUCCGACGCCGGUGCCCAGUCGAUCAAGGACCUCGACUUUGUCCGUAACGCCGACGGUCCCAAGUCGACCUUCGACAUCCGUAACGCCAUGCAGAAGGCCAUGCAGACGGACGUCAGUGUCUUCCGUACCCAGGAGAGUUUGGAUGAGGGUGUUCAGAAGGUCACCGAGAUCGACACCUGGUUCGACCAGGUCGGCACCAAGGACCGCAGCAUGAUCUGGAACUCCGACCUCGUCGAGACCCUUGAGCUCAAGAACUUGUUGACCUGCGCUACCCAAACCGCUGUCGCCGCCGCCAACCGUAAGGAGUCUCGUGGUGCCCACGCCCGCGAGGACUUCCCCGACCGUGAUGACGAGAACUGGAUGAAGCACACCCUUACGUGGCAGAAGAAGCCCCACGGCAAGAUCGACCUGGACUACCGCGCCGUCGAGGCCAACACCCUCGACGAGAACGAGUGCAAGCCCGUGCCCCCCUUCAAGCGUGUCUACUAA
This is a messenger RNA of Aspergillus melleus, 1944 nucleotides long. Its product is annotated as succinate dehydrogenase [ubiquinone] flavoprotein subunit. The coding region runs from base 1 to 1944 and encodes 647 amino acids. Lineage: Eukaryota; Fungi; Ascomycota; Eurotiomycetes; Eurotiales; Aspergillaceae. The record is from RefSeq and is a predicted model, not a curated record. Gene Ontology annotation, molecular function: succinate dehydrogenase (quinone) activity; flavin adenine dinucleotide binding; electron transfer activity. Gene Ontology annotation, biological process: mitochondrial electron transport, succinate to ubiquinone; tricarboxylic acid cycle. The transcript has 6 exons.